Messenger RNA from Trichomonas vaginalis G3, 1257 nucleotides. Its product is annotated as transducin beta-like protein 2 family. The transcript has a single exon. Gene Ontology annotation, cellular component: endoplasmic reticulum. The record is from RefSeq and is a predicted model, not a curated record. NCBI's taxonomy places the organism in Eukaryota, Parabasalia, Trichomonadida, Trichomonadidae. Bases 1 to 1257 code for a protein of 418 amino acids. Gene Ontology annotation, biological process: endoplasmic reticulum unfolded protein response. Gene Ontology annotation, molecular function: protein binding.
AUGUUCUCUGAUUAUGUACCUUAUAUUAUGAUUGGUUUAAUAGUUCUCUUUGUUUGUUCUUGUAUUUAUGUCUACAAACAUAGAGCAGAGGUAAUUGAAAUGGCCGGAAUUGAACCUCCAAAUGUUCCAGGAUUUCAGACCGAAAAGCACGUCAAAAAACCAAAAGGUCCACGUCCAAAUGCAAAGAAAGCUGCUAAAAUAAUGCCACAACACCAAGCUCAAGCCAUUGCUGAAGAAGAAGCAAAAAAUCGUCCAAAACAAGAUCCAAAGAAACAAGCUAGACAAGAGAAUAAAAAAGUAAACAUCAUCAGAAGAAACAAGGGACGCUCUGAUCUCCCAUUAAAUACAAACGAAAGCGCUCUUAAGUCAAUGUCGAUUAAUAAUGAAGGUUUCCUUUGUGCAGUAUCAAAGGAUCGUAUUUUCCAUUUAUACUACACAGAUUUCUUCAACAUUUCUCCAACAAUGUUAACUCAACAAUUCGAAUUAGACAAGUUUGAGAUUACUAACGCUGCUUUCGUUCGUUCCGAAGGUCUCAAGGUUGUUUAUACAGAAAAUGCUCACAAGAAACUUAUCAUUGCUAAUCUUAAACUCGAUGAUGAAUCAAAAUUCGUCAUAGACUCAAGAAACGAGAUCGAAAACGUCUACAAAUCAGCAUGCAACGCAAUCAUAGUUCAUCCAGAAGCUAAAUACAUCGCAUUACACCUUGAUAACAACAAAAUCGUAUUUUACAACAUGCAACUCCAAGAAAUCGGCAAAAUUUCAUUCGAAGGCAAGAAGAUUAACCAUGUUGUUCCAUCCCACGACUACAAUCGUCUUUUCAUUGCUGUUGGAGCUUCAAUUGAAGUUUUCGAUUGGUCAAAGACAGAAUGGAAGCAAUUCUGCACUGUUCCAACAAAGGCAGUUGUUACAGCGAUGGCCUUCUGUGCAAAGACAGGCGAACUCGUCGUUGCAACAGCUGAUGGACUUCUUACAGUUUAUACAUACAAGAUUCAACAGAACAAGGCUCGAAAUGUCUGGGAAAUACAAGGAAUAAGACUUCUUACGGCAUCUGUGUUCAGUGCUUCACUCGCAAUUGUCUCUGGAAAGGGUAAACUUACAAUUGUCGAUUUGAAGGAUGGAAAGGUCUCCGGAGCAUUGAAUGAGAUGCACGAAGGAGAAGUAAACUUCCUCCAGUUCUCGAAUGAUGAUGCUUGGAUAUUUGUUGGUUCAAGAAGCAAACCAAACAUCGAAUCUUAUCGUUUUGCUGAUAAGAAAUAA